This is a messenger RNA of Armigeres subalbatus, 647 nucleotides long. RefSeq names its product general odorant-binding protein 19d-like. Gene Ontology annotation, molecular function: odorant binding. The transcript is spliced from 2 exons. The coding region runs from base 65 to 511 and encodes 148 amino acids. The record is from RefSeq and is a predicted model, not a curated record. Lineage: Eukaryota; Metazoa; Arthropoda; Insecta; Diptera; Culicidae.
UCCUAUCAACAGUCUCAUAGUACUUCUAUGGCGCUCAUUUGAACAGCAUCAACGGCUUUCAACGAUGAAAGCUACGAUUCAAAUAAUUGUUUUAGUGGCAUUAAUUACUAUUUAUUCCAAGGCAGACAAUACUGACGAAGAGAAAAAGGAACAAGCUAAGGAAAUGAUUCGUGGCAUGGCCGAAGAAUGUAAGAAGCAAGAGGGAGCAUCCGAUCAGGAUGUAGAAGCCAUUAUCGACGACAAAACCCCCGAAACCCAGGUGCAGAAAUGCUUCCUCUCCUGCUUUCAGCAGCAGUUCCAAAUUUCCGAUGGUAAGAAGUUCAACAAAGAGGGAUUCAUGCAGCUUUGUGGAAUGAUGUUCGGUGAGGAUGAGGAAAAGAUGAGUAUAGCCGAGGAGGUUGCGAAUGAAUGUGUUGGCGUAGAAAAUGCGGACCAUUGUCAGCUCUCGGUGGACAUUAAAGAAUGUAUAGAAAAGGCGUUUGACAAACGAGGGAUCAAAAUGGAGCAUUAAUAUAUCGGUGACUGCUAUUCAAACUCUGGACUUCGGACUAUUUAAACACCACAUACUAUGUAUGACAAACGAGCAUUAGAAAAUGAUUGAUUGCUAGCGACAUUAUCAAAAUAAUUAUGCCAAUAAAACCUCUUUA